This is a messenger RNA of Beauveria bassiana ARSEF 2860, 1467 nucleotides long. RefSeq names its product pyridine nucleotide-disulfide oxidoreductase, putative. Lineage: Eukaryota; Fungi; Ascomycota; Sordariomycetes; Hypocreales; Cordycipitaceae. The record is from RefSeq and is a predicted model, not a curated record. Bases 1 to 1467 code for a protein of 488 amino acids. Gene Ontology annotation, cellular component: mitochondrion. Gene Ontology annotation, molecular function: sulfide:quinone oxidoreductase activity; FAD binding. The transcript has a single exon.
AUGAUGCAGGCUUGCUCUUCCAGGACGGUGCUCUCCCGCGCGGCCUGCCCCUCGCGCGUCGUCGUGGUCGCGGCGCCGCGGUUUCGAACGCUCGCCACCACCACCACCACCACUACUCAUCCAGUCGUUGGCACGUCCCGCAGUCACAAGGUCGUCAUUGUCGGGGCCGGCGCGGCCGGCGCCAGCGUGAGCCACCAGCUCCUGCGCUCAGGGCGCUACGCGCGCGGCGACAUUGCCGUCGUCGACCCGGCGCCGUGGCACCACUACCAGCCCGGCUGGACGCUCGUCGGCGGGGGUCUCGCUCGCAAGCAGGACCUGCGGCUGCGGACGGCCGACGUGCUGGACCCAAAGCUCACGCUGUACGACGAGGCUGUCCGGGAUUUCCAGCCCGCGGACAGCGCGGUGACGCUGGCGAUGACGGGGCAGACGCUGCGGUACGAGCAGCUCGUCGUGUGUCCGGGCAUCCACAUUGACUAUGCUAGCAUCAAGGGGUUGCCGGAGGCGUUGGCGGACCCGGGCGCGCCGGUGUCGACGGUGUAUGGGUACGAGGGCGCGGACAAGGUGUUUGGGACGGUGGAGGGGCUGAAGAAGGGAAGGGCGCUGUUUACGCAGCCAAAGGGCCUAAUCAAGUGCGCGGGGGCGCCGCAAAAGGUCAUGUGGCUGGCGCUGGAUCACUGGAAGCGCGCGGGAAGGUACCGGCCCGGCAUUAGCGGCGACGGCGAUGAGGGGGAGGGCGCGGGCGUGGGCGUGACGUUUGCGACGGCGGCGCCGGCCAUGUUUGGCGUGCCCAAGUACAGCGCGGCGCUCGAGGCGCUGCGGGUGGCGCGCGGCGUCGAGGGUUUGUUUGGGCACGACCUGGUCGAGGUGGACGGCGACGUGGCCGUCUUUGCGCGCGAGGCGGCGGCGGCCGACGGCGGGACAAGCACGACGACGAUUCGCCGGCGCUUCGACCUGCUGCACGCGGUGCCCAAGAUGGGUCCGCACGCGUUUGUUGCGCGAAGCCCGCUCGCCGAUGCGGCGACGGGCCUGGUGGACGUGGACGCGGCGACGCUGCGGCACAAGAAGCACGGCAACGUGUGGGCGCUGGGCGAUGCGGCGGGGCUGCCGACGGCUAAGACGGCGGCGGCGGUGACGGCGCAGGCGCCGGUGCUCGUGGCCAACUUGUUGGCCGUGGCGGAGCAAGGGAGAAAGGAGGAGAGGGAGGAGAAGAAGGAUGAAGAGGAGGGGCCGCUGCCGGCGACGUAUGAUGGAUACACGUCGUGCCCGCUGACGACAGAGUAUGGCAAAGUGCUGCUGGCCGAGUUCAAGUAUGGCGGUGAACCAAAGGAGACGUUUGCGAGGCUGGGCGUGGACCAGGCGGUGCCGAAUAGGCUGUUUUACCACCUGAAGAAGGACUUCUUUCCGUGGGUGUACAAGAAGCACAUGAUCAAGGGAACUUGGGGCGGUCCAAAGGGCUUUCUCCGGUAG